Molecule: messenger RNA, 1158 nt
Organism: Pollicipes pollicipes
Lineage: Eukaryota; Metazoa; Arthropoda; Thecostraca; Pollicipedomorpha; Pollicipedidae
Product: SKI family transcriptional corepressor 2-like
Exons: 6
Coding region: 1-1158 (385 amino acids)
Biological process (GO): negative regulation of transcription by RNA polymerase II; negative regulation of BMP signaling pathway
Cellular component (GO): nucleus; cytoplasm; transcription regulator complex
Molecular function (GO): DNA-binding transcription factor activity, RNA polymerase II-specific; RNA polymerase II cis-regulatory region sequence-specific DNA binding; SMAD binding
Source: RefSeq, a predicted model, not a curated record
AUGCCCGACUAUGGAGGCCUGGACCCCACCGUGGGCCAAUGGGAAAAAUCAGGCUGUCACGUGACGAGAUGGAGAUGCCCGACUCGACGGUUGAGUCGACCGGCGGCGGAGGAGGGACACCAGAAGUCGACCGAGUCGGCCGGCGGCGAGGAGACAUCGCACAAACAGAACCAGGUGAACAGCGUCGUGCUGUACGGUGUGCCGAUCGUCUCCCUCACCAUGGACGGCAAAGACCGACUCUGCCUGGCGCAGAUCUCCAACACGCUGCUCAAAGGCUUCAGCUACAACGAGAUCCACAACCGGCGCGUGGCGUUGGGCAUCACGUGCAUCCAGUGCACGCCCGUGCAGCUGGAGAUCCUGCGACGUGCCGGCGCCAUGCCCGUCUCCAGCCGGCGCUGCGGCAUGAUUACCAAACGCGAGGCCGAGCGACUCUGCAAGAGCUUUCUGGGCGACAACUCGCCGCCCAAGCUUCCCGACAACUUCACCUUCGACGUGCUGCACCUGUGCGCCUGGGGCUGCCAGGGCCAGUUCUACCCGGCGCGCUACAACUCAUCGCGCGCCAAGUGCAUCAAGUGCACGCUGUGCGGGUCGUUCUACUCGCCCAACAAGUUCAUCUUCCACUCGCACCGCACCCCGGAGGCCAGCUACGUGCAGCCGGACGCCGCCAACUUCAACUCGUGGCGCCGCCACAUCCGCCUGCACGGCAGCCCACCCGAGGAGGUCGUGCACGCCUGGGAGGAUGUCAAGGCCAUGUUCAACGGCGGCACGCGCAAGCGCCUGGUGGCGCCUCCAGCCGCCUGCUUCUCCCGCCUGCCAGCGUUCGGCGCCUACAAGCGACUGACGGCGCUCGAGCCGGCCACCUUCGCCGACUACCUGUGGCCGGCGGCCAAGGCGCUGCUCGACGCCGAGGUCAGGGGUCAAGCCCUGCUCGACGCCGAGGUCAGAGGUCGCUCCAUGCUGGAGGCGGAGAUCAGGGGGCACGCGCUGCUCGAGGCGGCCAAAGAAGGCGCUGCCGGCAAGACGCAGGAUGAGAAGUCGUGCAAACGCCCGGAGCGCGGUGAGAGGGGCGGCACCAGCCCUGCGGCGGUCCAGGACGGCCCGCUGCGGUCGCUCUUCAUGCUGAAGGCCGAGACAGACAUCCAGCUUGCCCACCGGUAG